Molecule: messenger RNA, 4271 nt
Organism: Brienomyrus brachyistius
Lineage: Eukaryota; Metazoa; Chordata; Actinopteri; Osteoglossiformes; Mormyridae
Product: neuronal pentraxin-2
Exons: 6
Coding region: 427-2217 (596 amino acids)
Source: RefSeq, a predicted model, not a curated record
GGUGGAAGAAGAGAGAGAGAUGUGGCAAAUUUAUCCCCAGUAACUAAUCUCCCACAAUGUAAUGGGUCGUAUUUGAGAUGGACUUACAAGUCGGAGGCUUCAAGGGCACUUGCCUGUAGAGGGGUCCCCACUUCACAUGUUGACAGACAGAGUCACCUGCAGUCCCUGCCAAAGUAAACUCUGCAGUGCCUGUUUCCCUUCGUGAGGCAUCUCAAACACAACCAGGAAGAAAGACGUCUGGGGAAUGCUGACUGCAGUGUUAUCUGCUCCAUUCUGACACUGGAAUAAACCAGACGUACCGGCAGAUUCUUCACAAACAGGAACAUUGACGGUCUGCUUCUAGCAUCUGGGACACUCAGAAAUAUCUGCAUCAAAAGAUUUCUUUUAUGUUUAGCUCAUACUUUAUUAUUACAUUCUCCAUUCUGUAUGGAGAUACAAUGGGUCGUCUUUUCUGAAAGAGGAAUGGGUAUCUUAAGGGGUGUCUUUAUGGGUAUCUUAAACGCCACAAUGCGACUUGCUUCUCCUUCUUUUGUGGGACUGUUAGCCAGACAAAUUUCCCUCUCUGUUCAAAAGCACCUACUUUCCUUCAUUUUAUCUGUUCUUAUAUCAUUUGGAGCAAGCAGCAGUUUACCUGGGGCAGAGUAUGAGUAUAGUUCCCACCUAAAAUUUGUGUGCACCCCAAUCCCUGUUGAUGCUGACCCUGGCUGCCUCCCUACUGGUGGAGUACCGGGAGGAGCUGCAGCAGGGCUCGAUGAGAAUGGACACUAUGGGCCCUUAGGGGUGGGGGCCAACAGCAACGGAUGGUGGGGCAUGACUGAGGAGGCAAAGUCAACCAUUUUACACCUGCGCGAGAGCCUGGUUCAGCAGAAGGAGACGAUCCUGGACCAGCGGGAGUCCAUCCGGGAACUUACAGCCAAACUAACCCUCUGUGAGGGAUUUCUGAGGGGGGGAGGAAGCCACUAUGACUCCCAGAGCUCCCGUGCACCCCUCCACCUUCACCCGCACCACCCCUACGAGAGCAGCCACCAUGGCAGUCACACCUCUGAGCCUCACUACUCCGUCGCUGGCCAUAGCACCGAAGUCCACCACAGGGGCAAGGCGGCCUCGGGGGGAGCUGAGAAACAUGGGGGAGAGCUGGCCUCCUCGCCCGAGCAGACAGGGAGGAUGCUGCAAGCGCUGAAGGACAGGCUGGAGAGCCUGCAGGCCAGGAACACAUCCAGCUCAUACUCUAAUUCCCUGAAAGACCUCCUGCAGCGCAAGAUACACAUUCUGGAGCAACAGAUGCACCACCAUUCAAUUCCCCAUGGAAAUAAGAACCAUCACAAGGAUGGAGACCACCAUGACAACGGUCACCAUGACAACAGCCACCAUGAGGAUCACCGUGAUGACGGGCGCCAUGACGAUCACCACAACACUGACCAUCACGAUGACCGCAAUGACCAUGAGGCAGAUGGCCAUGGACAAGGCCAUCGCCCUCGAAUGGCCUACCACUCACAGGGGUACAGAACUGCAGGCCACGGGCUGCAUGCUAACAAGCUUGAUACUGUGCUGAGUCACCUGCACCAGAGAAAUUCAGAAACAGCUUCCCGAAAGAAGACAAAAAAUGGCUUUCAAAUAGGUUUCCCCAUGCGCACCAACUACAUGUACGGACGACUCAAGCACACCCUUCUCCAUGAAAUCUUUGCCCUGACUCUCUGCUUGUGGCUGAAGGGUGGUGCAGGACCAGGCCUGGGCACCCCUUUUUCCUACUCUGUGCCAGGGCAAGCUAAUGAAUUGGUCCUGAUAGAAUGGGGCAACAACCCUAUGGAGCUUCUGGUCAAUGACAAGGCUGUGACGCUACCGCUCUCUCUGAGCGAUGGGAAGUGGCACCAUGUCUGCGUGUCCUGGUCCACACGGGACGGUGUGUGGGAGGCUUACCAGGACGGAGUGAAGAGAGGCUCGGGAGAAAACCUGUCAGCCUGGCACCCCAUCAAGCCUGGAGGGGUCUUCAUUUUGGGACAGGAGCAGGACACCCUUGGGGGACGAUUCGAUGCCACCCAGGCGUUUGUGGGCGAGAUCUCUGACCUCCAGCUCUGGUCCCGCAUGCUGAAAUCCCACGAGAUAUACGACAGAGCUGUCUGCGGAAGUCACCUGACAGGUGAUGUCAUCACCUGGGCGGAGUCAGUGGUCGAGCUGCAUGGAGGAGUCACCAAGUACCCCUUUGACCCCUGCCACUAGAGGCACCGUCUUCCACAUCCAGGGAGGGUUACACUAGAAAGAUUUUAUAAGCAGUCUGAAGAGUUAUCAGCUGCAUGGUGCAGACAUCUUAAGUUUCAUUAACCCAGACACUCAGAGCAACAAGGCAACUGCCAAGACAUCCUCUCACUGCUAGUAGAAGUCCUCAAUACCUCUAUCUUAUCAAUAUUGACUUAAGCAGAUUGACACAGAAUGGUUAUCCUUUCUGCAUUGAGCUAAUAUAGUCUCACAUAGCAUUAAAUCUCCAGAUGAUUUGAAACACAUAUAUAUGGAUAAAAAGAUUAUUUUAAACAGUUGCUAAAUAUAGUAAAUGGACAGGAGAGAAUGAGACAGAUUUGUAGAAUGAUAAAUUAAUAUUAGAAAAUGAUGUGUGACAGAAGUAGUGUUGGAACAGUGUUGUGGUUGCUUUUGAACAUAGCUGUAGGAAGCUAAGUGAUUGGUGGUUCAUUGGAUGACUUUAAGAACCAUAUUCAGUAAAAAGAUAACAGGUAUGUUCUUCCAGUGACACUUAAUUUGAAAAGAUACAGCUAUACCAAAGAUAGCAGGAAUGCUGUUUAAAUCAAACAUGCUGUUGAGACAUCUUGUUAGUGAGAAAUAUGUUGUUUUUCUUGUAUUUGUACUUUAGUCAGGAUUUGUUGCUUCUUUUUCAGACAGAUAGUGUGGAGCUGUAGAUGGGUUUUUCUGCUGCAUGCAGGAACUCCCCCCCCCACCCCCACAUCCCGCUGGUGGUGAUACAGUCUCAGGGGGAGUAUAGAGGCCUUUAUGUGAGAUGCAUCAUUAACAAUUCAUUAUGCGAAUACUGAGUUUUUGAUUUACAAAAAAUACAGACCUCACAUACACACUACCUUAAUAGAUCAGCAACUCCAAAAUAGCUUAAGCAUUGUGCGUAUAGUUUUGUAGAUUAUUCCAUUUUCUGAUUUUUUUAAAAUGGAAAAUGCAUUUUAGGAGUGUUAGUAUGUUUAUGUCUGAACAUAGCUGACCUUUCUAGUGCAUUUACUUUUGAAAACCCAAAUCUGGUUUUCCCAUCUGCGAUGGGCUGGCCCCCCGUCCUGGGUUGUUCCCUGCCUCGUGCCCAUUGCUUCCGGGAUAGGCUCCGGGCCCCCCGCAACCCAGUAGGAUAAGCGGUUUGGAAAAUGGAUGGAUGGAUUAAUGUUACAAUGGAACCAAAUAAAAUCAAACAUUUAUUUAUUAAAUAAAUUCACAAAAAAUUAGGUUUCAUAAUUAUGGGUCUCCCUAGUUUAGGAUGUGGGUCAACCACUGUUGGCGAGGAUAACAUCAUGGAAUCUUUUCCUGCCCCCAUUUGAAGGGAUCUUGGAUCAUCCCUCUGUGUAGAUCCGUCUUUGGUCUGCACCAAUCAGCUGCCUUCUUCAGUUCAGGCCACAGGUUUACCAUCAGAUUAAGAUCUGGUGACUGAGAUGGUCAUUGUAGAUCCUUGAUUCUGUCCCAAACCCAUUUCUCUGUGGAUUCUGAGGUGUGCUUUGGCUCGCUGUACCCAUUGUUCUUAAGCAGUACUCCCAGACCUCCAAGAUUAAAACAGCUACAAAACAUCACUGAUCCACCACCAUACUUCACCAUGGCCAUGAGGUGAACUCCUUGUUCUUUAAAACUUAGAUUAAUGUAAAUAAGGAGAGUUUCAUUCCUGGUUUAAGUUUGGUAGAUUUUAUUUACAGUAAUCUUUAGGGGUGCCAUUAGCUGUGAAACCUUUAUUUGGAGGAAAUUAAUUUUUACUUAAAUUAAUUUUGGUUGGUUCCAAUGAAACAUUAAUAAAUUAUGACAUUUUUCACAUCUUGGAAUUUUGAUUUAAAACAUAACCGACUUUUUUUAUUUAGGAGUGUUCUGGCCUUUAUUAUGUAAUUCUCUUGUAAAUAUGAAUGGUCAUGAUGCUUUUUGUGUAGUAGUACCUGUAAAUAUUACUGUUUUGUUACCUUCUGAAUGAGUAUCAAACAACAGCACAUACUGUAUCAGAAUAUCUAAUGAAAUCUGUGUAUAUACAAAUGUAUAUAGAAAUUUGUAAAUAAAGCUCUGAAGACGUCUGA